Cavenderia fasciculata is the source of this 513-nucleotide messenger RNA. RefSeq lists its product as uncharacterized. The transcript has 3 exons. The record is from RefSeq and is a predicted model, not a curated record. The coding region runs from base 1 to 513 and encodes 170 amino acids. NCBI's taxonomy places the organism in Eukaryota, Evosea, Eumycetozoa, Acytosteliales, Cavenderiaceae.
AUGUAUUAUGGUUGGGAAGAGGAACAACCAACUGAUACCAUUCCAUUUGAAAAAUUGAUUUCUAGAAAGUUAAAAUCUACCUUUUUAUAUUAUUGUUCAAUUUUGGAAGAUGAUACACAUCAAGAUGAUGAUGAUGGAUCACAUCAUUUAUCCGAUUUACGAAAACCUCUAUCUCAAGAUCAUUAUUAUUUAUUAAAUGUUUUAAAAUCGAAUAAGGAAUUUGGUAAAACAUUGAUAGAUUCAAAGUUUUAUGAAAAUAUGGAUUUGGUUAAAGGAAAAGAGAAUAGAUAUGAAUAUUUGAUGAGAGCAAUUGAUUCAGCUCCAUUUGACAAUAGAUUCUAUCAAAUUGAUAGAAUUGGAAAGGUUAAUUUGAAUUCGCCAUUGGAUAGUCUACAAGCAACUCGCGAAAACUAUGCAUUGAUCAAAAAUAGAAUCUUGAUGAAAAGGUCGAAUAUUCCAAGUUUCAAACUAAAAGCAGAGAAAUUUCCUUCUUCCUCCUCUCAACAAUCUUAA